UAAAAGUAAUUUAAAAGAGGAUACUGAUUUUAAAACAAUAAAAAAUAAUAAUGAUGUAAUAGCCCACAACAUUAAGUGACUGUAGUACAGAGAUACAUUCCCAGACUGGGCUGCUCUGAUGUAUAGAUGACACAACAGCACUCUCAAGUGGCGCAUAGCACAGGUGAAGCCAUGUUUCUAUUCAGUUAAUCUGAUGUUGGUCUGUGCCUUUAUUGUGUUAAACUUGGCCUACAAUUGACUGUUUUAACCAAAUGCUUCAAAAUUCAAGUUUGGAAAUAUCCACAAUUCAAACAAAAGGAUGAUUUUGUUCCCCCCAAAAGUCAGUUUCAGUGUGAAAUCAGAAAUAUCUGCACCUCACAACUUUUCUGUUAUGUUUUCUUUGUCUUCUAAGUCUGCGCUCAGAGGUUAUCUGUUUGCCUUCGCAGCUUUGUUUGCCACAGCAACAUCCCUUCACAUUUAUUUAUUGUUUUUAAAUUGCACUUUGGUCACUGUUGGGGACUGAGGGAGGGAGGACAAAGUUCACAGGGCGCAUGUAAGGAGGAGGGGGUGAAGAGGAGGAAGGUUAAAAAAAAGAAAAAAGAAGAAAAUUGACCUUUGAAAGCAAAACAGCAGGUGGAGAGCUAAAACCAGACAGCUCAGGAGGAAAUUCAACACAGAGGAAAAUGAAAGUAUACGUUCUGUGGAGCUGAAGAGGGACUACAGAUAUAAUGAGGCCCAACGCUGGCUGCCUGGCUCUCAUUUGAGUGUGGUAGUGCACAUGAGAGCAGUGUUUGUUCGCGAGGCAGUGGCGAGGAAAGGCAACAGACUAAUGGAGGGAGAGGAUACUACCAGGGCAGCCAGGGCGAGGCCGAGUCGUCUGACUGCCCUUCAGGAGCAGCUGAUCUGGGCCCUGCUGGGAUCUGGACUGUCUCGGGACGUCCUGGUCCAAGCCAUGGGGGAACUGGAGCAAGACAGGGUGAGCGCUGGCGCCGAGAGGGGAGAGAGGGGGGAUGGAGAGAGCUCCGAGGAGGGAGAAAUGGAUUUCCCACCGCCCAUAUUCCGUGAGCUGGAGAAGUUUCCCCCAGAGGAGGCAGCCAAACUGAGGGUUGAAGUCGACCGGCUACUGCAGGAGGACCCCUGGCAUGUUGCAAAAAUGGUGAAAAGCUACAUGCAGCAGCACAACCUCCCUCAGAGAGAGGUGGUGGAGUCCACAGGACUCAACCAGUCCCACCUCUCCCAGCACCUCAACAAAGGCACGCCCAUGAAGAACCAGAAGAGAGCUGCUCUGUACAGCUGGUACGUCAAGAAGCAGUGCGAGAUCAGCCAGCAGUUUACCAAUGCCAAACAUGGCCUUGCAUCACUGGAGGAGCAAGGAGAAGAUACCAAGAAAGGACGGAGGAACAGGUUCAAGUGGGGUCCAGCAUCCCUGCAGAUCCUUUUCCAUGCCUAUGAACGACAGAAGAACCCCAGCAAGGAGGAGAGAGAGGGGUUGGUGGAGGAGUGUAACAGGGCAGAGUGUCUCCAGAGGGGGGUGUCCCCCUCUCAGCUGGCUGGACUGGGCUCCAACCUGGUUACUGAAGUUCGGGUGUACAACUGGUUCGCCAACCGCCGCAAAGAGGAGGCCUUCCGUCACAAACUGGCCCUCGACACGCCUUUCACCAACCAAUCAGCCUCAUCUUCCAACCUCAACCUUCCACCAAGUCCCGAGCACGGUGUGAAAUACAGCCAGCAAAUCCUAUGUGACACUGUGAGCUCAGCCAGGGGUAGCGGAGGAGAGAGAGUGGGACGUCUCGCAGUCAGCCCUGUCCAACUGGAGCCAAGCCACACACUCCUCGAGACCCACAACCCCAAGUCGGUGUCCAGUGGAGGCCCACUGCCCCCAGUAAGCACUCUGACCUCCCUACACAGUCUGUCUGCCUCCCCUGCUUCCUCACAGGGCCUCAUCAUGGCCUCACUGCCCAGCAUCAUGAGCCUGGGGGAGUCCUCACUUCUCAUUGGUUUAGCCUCCACGCAGCCUCAGACUGUACCUGUUAUAAACAAUGUAGGGGGAGGUUUCACCACGCUUCAGCCAAUCUCAUUCCAGCAGCAGCUUCACGCCUCUCCACAGCAGCCAAUAUCACAGCAGCUUCAGAGUCACAUGGGCGCCAGUCCAUUCAUGGCAACCAUGGCGCAGCUGCCAUGUCACAUGUACAACAAGUCGGAUUCGCCCCAGUACCAUUCGUCCAGUCUGCUGUCACAAGCCAUGGUCAUCACUGACAGCAGCAGCCUGGGGACCCUGACCAGCCUCGCUGCCGUCAGACAGAUUCUAACAGCAGAUCCUGAGGAACAGACGGACCCACCUUUACAGGAGGAUUCUCUGCAUCUGCAGCCAAACACACCUGUGCCAGCAUCUUCUGAGAGCUUGGAGCUGUACCCUGCCUCUCAGACGACAGACAGCCAUCAGUCCCACCUCCUCUCGCCUUCACCAACAGAUAUCAGCUCCUACAUUCCUACACAAAUGGUCUCGACUGCACAGUAGAAGUGCUGUGGGAAUGUAGCGUCUCCUCACUAUCAGCUGGACUCAGUUUUGUGACAGACAGCUACCUCUGGUGUUAAGCUCCCACAGAAACCUGGAGUCAGGGGCCACGGGGACAUGAUGUUUCAAAGACUCUCGGAUGCAAACGCCAUACAACUGCAAUGUGAACAAGGAUGCACGUUAAAGAUGUGGAAGAUUUGAUACUCAAGGGAAUCAACUGAAAAUCAACACAAAAAUGUAUUUUUAUUAAAAUAAUGUUUUGUAAUAUUCAGAGAUUGUAAAUUCAGGUGAAACUUAUGAAGCACUUGUUACCUGCAUUAUUUUUUAACUCACUGCCUUCAAAUGCUUUUUUCACAUUUUAAUGAGUCUCUUUCAAAGUAAAGGCUAUUUGAAGAAUAA
This is a messenger RNA of Seriola dumerili (greater amberjack), 2893 nucleotides long. It is a transcript of the gene hnf1a, whose product is annotated as HNF1 homeobox A. The record is from RefSeq and is a predicted model, not a curated record. The transcript is spliced from 10 exons. Gene Ontology annotation, cellular component: nucleus. Gene Ontology annotation, molecular function: RNA polymerase II cis-regulatory region sequence-specific DNA binding; DNA-binding transcription factor activity, RNA polymerase II-specific. NCBI's taxonomy places the organism in Eukaryota, Metazoa, Chordata, Actinopteri, Carangiformes, Carangidae. Gene Ontology annotation, biological process: liver development; regulation of transcription by RNA polymerase II; pancreas development. Bases 758 to 2497 code for a protein of 579 amino acids.